Messenger RNA from Lycium ferocissimum, 1692 nucleotides. RefSeq lists its product as uncharacterized. Gene Ontology annotation, molecular function: transmembrane transporter activity. Gene Ontology annotation, biological process: transmembrane transport. The transcript has 14 exons. The record is from RefSeq and is a predicted model, not a curated record. The coding region runs from base 38 to 1357 and encodes 439 amino acids. Lineage: Eukaryota; Viridiplantae; Streptophyta; Magnoliopsida; Solanales; Solanaceae.
AUAAGAGCAAGCAAGCUUGGCUAAAAAAUCAAGAAAAAUGGAGGGGAAUGUGUGUAUAAGCAGAGAGCAGUUGAAACUACUUUUGCACUUACUAGUACCACUAUGUAUUUAUUGGACUGCUGAAGAGAUGUCUGUUCCUGUUAUUGCUGAUAUCUCCACUAAUGCUCUUUGUCCUGGAAAAUCCACUUGCUCUGAAGCUAUUUACAUCAAUGGUCUUCAGCAAAUGGUGGUUGGAAUUUGCAAAAUGGUUGUCAUUCCGGUUCUUGGUCAACUUGCUGAUGAGUAUGGGCGUAAACCUUUACUCCUUUUAAUCGUAUCUACCGCUAUUUUUCCCAGUGCUAUAUUGGCUAUAGAUGAUUCAAAAGGAUUUGUCUAUGCUUAUUAUGUGCUGCGGAUAAUUUCUCAUAUCAUGAGUCAAGGAAGUAUUUUCUGCAUUUCUGCUGCUUAUGCAGCAGAUAUUCUUGAUGGUAGUAGCAGGGCUGCAGCUUUCGGGUGGAUGCACGGAAUUUUAUCUUUAUCUCAUGUUUUGGGGAACCUUCUUGCCCGUUUACUUCCUGGAACCUACAUAUUCGAGGUUUCGGUGGCACUCUUGAUCAUUGCUCCGAUGUACAUGAUAUUUUUUCUUACCGAGACAGUUAAGCCAACUCCAAACCUUAACCAACAUUCACGUUGGUCAAGCAAGGUGUACAAAAUUAUUCAGGAUCGACAUAGCUCAAUGAGAUACGCAUUACACGUGGUAACAAGCAGUUCAACUCUCAAGUGCAUUUGUCUUGUUUCGUUCUUCUAUGACAUGGGAAUGUCUGGUAUCAGCAGUGUGUUAAUGUACUAUCUGAAGUCAGCUUUUGAUUUCAACAAGAACCAAUUCUCAGAAAUUCUAGUGAUGGUGGGAGUAGGUUCAAUAAUCACUCAGAUGCUGGUUUUUCCUAUUGUCAACCCAUUAGUUGGAGAAAGAGUGGUACUCAGAAUAGCCUUGCUAGCAUCAAUCACAUAUGCAUUGCUCUACGGCUUGGCAUGGGCAUCGUGGGUGCCUUACUUUGGUGCUUUAUUUCGGAUGGUUUAUAUCCUUGAGCGCCCUUCUACUAAUGCGAUUGUAUCUAAAGCAUCAAGCCCAAACGAUCAGGGAAAAACUCAAGGACUAGUUGCUGGAGCGGAAGCGAUUGGAAGUUUUUUAGCCCCUCUUGUAAUGAGUCCGUUGACCUCUUGGUUCUUGUCUAGCAAUGCACCUUUCAACUGCAAAGGCUUCAGCUUGAUUUGUGCUGCUUUUGCUUUGGCGAUGGCAUUUUAUUUUGCUUGGAUACUACCAGAAGCACCAUCAGUCCAAGACGAAAAUGCAGAAAGAGUGCCACUUCUAGCAUAAAAAAUGUGAGAGCUAACGUACGGAUGGUAUGCGGGGCAGAUGUAGGUUCAGACAAGGGGGAAAUAUGGCAAAACCAGCAUUUUUUAGUUAGAUAUGAACUGUUGAAUUCUCUUGACAUAAGGAAAGAUUCUAGUUGAGUGACAAAUGAGAAAUUGCAAGGUCGCAUGUUCAGAUUAUAGGUGUGAGUGUGUGACAUCCAAGCUAGUUUUUAUUUUUUAUUUUUUAUAUGAGGGUAUGUACAGAAUUAAUAUUGUAAAUGUUCUGUACCUUGUGUAAUUGUGUUGAGACUGUUUGGAUUGAAAGGAAAGAGAAGGUGACGAAAACUUUCAAGACUU